Molecule: messenger RNA, 1467 nt
Organism: Aspergillus mulundensis
Lineage: Eukaryota; Fungi; Ascomycota; Eurotiomycetes; Eurotiales; Aspergillaceae
Product: MFS transporter
Exons: 6
Coding region: 1-1467 (488 amino acids)
Biological process (GO): transmembrane transport
Molecular function (GO): transmembrane transporter activity
Source: RefSeq, a predicted model, not a curated record
AUGGUUUCUUCCGUCUCGAGUGACAACUCCUCAACCUUGGCGUCUCCGGUGGCCCAUGAAUUUCGGGCGUCGACGGGGUUCAUUACGUUUGUGGUGACCCUCGCUGCGUUUACGGAUAGCUUCCUUUACGGCCUGAUUGUACCGGUAACUCCCACAGCACUGGAACAACGAGUUGGAAUUGCCCCAGAAGAUGUGCAGCGGUGGGUGGCAAUAUUGCUGGCGCUUGAUGGACUUGCCUGGCUGAUGACAAGUCCGAUUACUGGGUACCUAGCUGAUCGCGUUCAAUCCCGCCAAUCUGUGCUUCUCGCCGGACUGCCGGCCCUCGUUGUAUCCACUGGCUUGCUCUGGGUGGGCAACUCGGUGAUGCUCUGGGCUCUGGGGCGAAUCCUGCAGGGAGCAUCCGCGGCGGUCACCUGGACAGUUGGGUUGGCUCUCCUCACGGAUACCGUGGAUAAAGAGCGCCUGGGAGAGUCCCUCGGAUACAUGUCUAUGGGGACGAUGGCAGGAACGACUGCCGGCCCACUUCUGGGAGGGAUCAUCUACCAGCUGGGCGGUUACCAUGCUGUCUUUGGGGCGGUGAUUGCCCUCAUCGCGGUGGAUGCUAUCCUUCGGCUAGCGAUGGUUGAGAAGCGCGAGACAGGGACGCACAAGGACCGAUCCGGCGAUGAUGAGCAGCGCCAGGCCAGGGCCGAGGCGUCGGACUCGGACCCACUGUUACGAGGUGCAGGAUCGUCUUCCUCCAACUAUGGGGCUUUGAGAUCUCCAGCUGUGGACGAUGGCGAGGACUUCGACCCCCCUCCCCAGCGCGCAGCAAUGCUUGUCCUGCUCUCCACUCCUAAGAUUCUGCUCAGCUUGUGGGCAUACCUCGCCGUCUCCAUGACCUUCACAUCCUUGGACAGCGUGGGGCAGGGCCUGGUCUUCCUUCCCCUCUCGAUCACCCAGAUCAUCGAUCCUCUUGUUGGGCGUAUCUGCGACAAGUACCCGAGAGCCCGGCGCGGCAUUGCAUCCGCUGCAUUCCUCUGCGCUGCGGGCGCAUGCAAUGCCCUCCGCAUUGUCACCCAUGACUCGUCAGCGCAAAAGGUCGCCCUUUGCGUCCUUUUGGCGGCUCUCGGUGUGUCCCUUUCCUUUGCAGUCUCUCCCAUUCUAUUGAGCAUCGAUGAGACCCUGGACGCUAUCGAGCAGAAAGACCCGGGGAGCUUGGGAGCGGGAGGCGCAGUUGCGCAGGCGUACGGCUUGGUCAACUGUGCGUUCGCCGGCGGUGCGCUGGUUGGGCCCAUGCUUGGGGGACUGGUGAGGUCCAUGGCUGGAUGGGGGACUUUGGGGGGUGUUGUUGGACUGAUCCACGCGGUCACAGCGGUGGGGCUGUGGGUGCUAGACCAGGACCAGCAGGUGGUAGUAGUAGUAGUAGUGAUAUUUAACGCCCCGGGGAUCGCUAGGCGUACGCCUAUUGUUCCGGACCUUCCUUAG